AUGGCGCGGUGGUUGUCAUUCUUUGCGGAAUACAACUUUACGGUCGAGUACAAACCAGGACGACUUAAUGUCGUCGCUGAUGCACUCUCACGUCGUCCCGACUUUGAAACAGUCGCGAAACCCAACAGUGAGACAGUCACUGUUGCGGUUAUGACGUCCUCAGUCCCAUCUACAACGUUGUAUGAUGAUGUGAGGCGGGCAUACGCCCAAGAUGGUGAGAUUGUGAAGUUGUUGACACAUUUCUCCCAACCAUCUCGAGAAUCGUUGAAACGAUUGUCGCCUGCGUAUCGAUCUGCAUCAGAUCGAUACACUACUCGUAACGGUUUACUGUAUUAUACAUCCGUUUCUGGUGACACACCGCGUGUUGUCAUUCCAGAUGAUACUGAUCUGCGUUUGCGGAUCAUGUUCGAGUAUCACGAUGCUCCUAUAGGAGGACAUCGUGGCCGAGAGAAAACAUAUCUCACGGUAAGUCGAGACUUUUACUGGCCUCGCCAGUAUCAGUUUGUGCGAAAGUAUGUUCGCGCAUGCGAAGUCUGUCAACGAGUGAAGUCAAGUCCUUCACUGCGUGCACCAUUACAGCCUCUACCGGUUCCGGCUGAGUGCUGGGAAUCCAUCUCAAUGGAUUUCGUCUUCGGGUUACCCAAAGACGCACGCGGGAAUACGGGUAUUCUCGUAUUUGUUGACAGAUUCAGCAAAAGGGUACACCUUGUAGCUGUACCAGAGACAAUCACGGCAAGUGGCUGUGCUUGUGUCUUUAUUGACAUCAUCUUCCGACUUCAUGGGUUGCCCCGUGAACUCGUAUCAGACAAAGAUCCACGAUUCACUGCUGAUUUCUGGCGUUCCGUGUUCAAAUCACUCGGAACGCGCUUGAAGAUGUCGACAUCUGAUCAUCCAGAGUCAGAUGGUCAGACGGAACGUGCCAAUCGUGUCCUUGAAGAGAUACUUCGAGGAUACGUACACUCCUUUAAGAGUUGGAGUGAGUUUUUGCCAAUGGUAGAGUUUGCCAUCAACAACUCGGUGCAUGCGUCCACGACACAUACACCGUUUUACGUGAAUGGCUUGCGCCAUCCGCGUGUACCCACCUUACUAGAGUGUAACUCUGAGGUCACUGCGUUUGAUGCCGAUAUCGACAACAUCGAUAUCGAAGAAGUUGAUGCCAGUGAGAGCGAGGAAGCCCUCACUGAAGAAAAGAUUGAUGUUGCUGCAGUGCACUCACAGCGCACUGAAGCUAACGAGUCAGCAGAUGAGUUCAUACUGGCUCGUGAAACGGUAGUCCGUUUUGUGUAA
Peronospora matthiolae is the source of this 1287-nucleotide messenger RNA. The record is from the annotation of a GenBank genome assembly. NCBI's taxonomy places the organism in Eukaryota, Oomycota, Peronosporomycetes, Peronosporales, Peronosporaceae.